This is a messenger RNA of Cydia splendana, 1998 nucleotides long. RefSeq lists its product as uncharacterized. The transcript is spliced from 5 exons. Bases 301 to 1044 code for a protein of 247 amino acids. NCBI's taxonomy places the organism in Eukaryota, Metazoa, Arthropoda, Insecta, Lepidoptera, Tortricidae. The record is from RefSeq and is a predicted model, not a curated record.
ACCGCGGUAAUAAUGCUUCGAUUCAUUUAUGUACCGUCAUAAGUUUGGAGCAAAUUUCAAACAAUCAACGAGGAAAGCGGCGAAGUAAGGCAAAACAAAAGACGACGUCCAAAACAAUCAGUCUUUACUCGAUAACCACUGAGCCUGGAUCGUUAUUUGAUACCUGCUUUACAUUAAAUUAAAGUAAAUUUGUAACUACCUCAUAUUUUCUUGGGGAUAAGUAUUUAGAGGGAUAUUUGUUGAUAAGGGAAGAAAUGUCAAGUGCGUUACGGUGACCUGGAAUGCGGCAUAAACAUAAACAUGAAUAAGUUUAUACUUUGUGCUGUACUGGCGUUCUACGUUGCAUCUACUGUGGAGUCUGGAGACUUCCAAGAGAAUUUAGUAAAUGGCUACCGAGCGCUUAUAGCAGACAUUCAGAUGCGAACACAAAAAUCAAGAGAAGAUAUGGAUACGCUGGUGUCACAAAUAAAACUUCUCAUGAAAAAUGAAGCCGACAAGGCGAUAAACUACAUGACUGUGUAUUUGGAACAAAUAUCGUUGUAUUUUCAAGUAAUCAUACACGAUCGGAAACCUCGGAACGGCACAUAUUGUAAAGAAACUAUCGUCAAGCUGCUGGGAGAAAAUCUACAGCUUGCCGACGAAAAUGUCACUUUAUGCCUCGCUUUAGGUUACCAGCGAGUCCAGCGGUUACCAGAAAAACUACAAGUACACUUUGAAACGUUAGAAAACUUAAAAAAAUAUUCGGCAUCAAAAUUAUUCGAGUGCCAAAAGCAACAGCAAGUUGGCGGCAACUGUUCUCAUGAGAGUCAAGAUCUGGAGCGGACUGUGUUCCUCUACGAAACCUCACCGUUUCCUGUAGUGAUGGCGGAGAUAGGCAUACACGGCUUCAAAGAAGUAUCGGAUCUGAGCGUGUGCCUGAAAGACAUAAUCUCCCGGAUGAUGACGCACUCGGUCAAAGUUAUCGGCGACUUCAAUAGGUGCAUCCACAACAUUGAAAUGCCGAAACUGAAGUACUUAUUGAAAUUCAUGAAGAAAUAUGCUUAAUAAGAAGUAGAUUAGCUUUAUAUAGUAUGAUACUUGAUAACAGAAAUAAGAAAUUUUCUGCUUAUGUACAUUAUGAGUGAUGAUUGCCGUUUAAGCGCAAAUACCGUUCACUUCAUUUAUUAUAUAUUACGUUAUCGAAUUUAUUUAACUAUAAACUAUAAGUAAGCGGCUGACAUGAAUCAAUUUCCACAAAAAGCUUUAUAAAAGAAAGUAAGGAAAUGCUGCAAUAUCUAUAUGGCGAGGGAUUUGUACGUCCCUACAAUCUAUCAAAAGGGCAAAAGGUAAUUUGAUAUGAUUGUUGUGUAUGUGUACGAGUAUAAAUUGAAUAAACUAAAGGUCAAACAAGUUGAAUGGUGGGUUAGGUAGAACCUUGUCACAUCAAAUACGAAAUUUACAAGAAAUUGGCCAUUGUAUCGUCGUGGUUUCAAAUUUGAUUUGUCUGAUCGUAAUUUUGUUUGCUUUUUAUUAACUAUAACACGCCAUACAUUUUGUAUGCAAGAAACAAAUGAGCGUUCCAUACGAUUGCCUUGGGCUGUACUUCAUAGUUAGUCAAAAAAACAGACUAUAACAGCGAUAUUCUCGAAUAACUAUUUAAUUGCUGAACCUUAUGACUUUACAAUUUAGUGAACAGUACGGACGAUGAUACACAUUUAUCAAUAAAAGUUAAUAAAUGAAAGUGCAUGUUACCCUCCCAGGCAUACAAGAAAACAAAAAAAAAUGCAAGUGAAAUUUGAAAGUGAAAGUUGAUUUCGAUUUGUAUAAAUAUUCAACUACACAAGAAUACAGUUUUAUUUCGAUUGAAAAUUAUUUAAAAUUAAUCGAUAAGUAAGGCCCGUGAGCCUUACGAAGCAAGGUUCGCAUUGAGAACUUAAGUUUAAGUAUAAUUUUGGAUAUAUAAUUACAAACGACGCUCAUGUUGUAAAAUAAUUAGUCUUGAAUUAAAUCUGUGUUUUA